This is a messenger RNA of Macrobrachium nipponense, 1890 nucleotides long. RefSeq lists its product as uncharacterized. The coding region runs from base 1 to 1890 and encodes 629 amino acids. NCBI's taxonomy places the organism in Eukaryota, Metazoa, Arthropoda, Malacostraca, Decapoda, Palaemonidae. The record is from RefSeq and is a predicted model, not a curated record. The transcript has 2 exons.
AUGAAGCCAGUGAACUGCGCCAUUCUUGCAUUGACAGUGUUUACACUCGGCGUCGGUUCGGAUUCGAUCUGCGAUCGACCACAGUGCCGUUGCAUCAACACUGCCCUGGGAUCAGAAGCUGCCUGCAACUGCAAAGAUCAAGAUCAGAAAAUAACGCUCAAGUCUGAGGAUCUGCCUGACAAUAUCUUCAAUUUAAUAAUUGAAAACUGUGGUUCUCUUGGAGUAACAAAUGCUUUAUCUUCUCUCCAUCUGAGAACCAUUACUUUCAAGAGAAUUCAGGAGCUGAGAAUCCCAUCACAAGCCUUCCUGUCAGGUCUUCGUCAGCUCUCGUCUUUUAUCCUUGAGAACACAACAGUUCCCUUAAUUCCAUCGUUUAGUUUUAGUUCACUGGCCCAAGUGUUUGAAAUUCAGUUUAGGAAUGUUAACAUCGGUUCAAUAUCUGGCGAUGCAUUCUCAGAUGUGUCAGAUUUACAAAAUCUCAAGUUUGUUAACUCUAAAAUUACAAGCUUCGAAAGACACGCCUUUGGGAGGGGCACAAGUAAAAUUGCUAAUCUGAUAUUAGAUGGAUCUGACAUAGGAACAAUACAUGAACGUGCCAUUUGGCUAAGUGAUUCUGAAAUAGUGCAUAUUGAUAAAUGCAAUAUCAAUAAGGUUGCAAUAAAUGCAAUCCGCCUCGAUAACGCAUAUUUUAUUUAUCUGACACGUAGCUCUAUUCAGAAGUAUGAAGCAGGUGGAAUUAGAGGACGCUUCUUCAGUGGCGUCAUGAUUGAUAAUGAUUACCUUAAUCCAACUAAAGCAGACUCAGAACCUAGACCAUUGUUUGACCUUGAAGAAUCUCGACAACGGAGAAGUUCAGUUGCUCCCUUUUUUCACUUCACAAACAAUGUACUGACGAAACUACUUCCUGAUCAUGCCUUCUUUAUUUCCAGUCCUACCAUUAACGUUGCAGUUCCUAAUAAUACAUUAGGGGAGUGCUCUUGUCAAAUAUACAAAAAUUUUCUUCAAUCAUUGCGAAUAAUUUUGGAUGAUUAUACUCUUAAUAUUCAUCAGGCUCUGGUAGAACAUGGGAUUUGUCUGCUUGAUCAGCAAAUUUUCAGCAUUGGGUGUCCGGACCUUACACCUAAUUUUGAAGGUCCCCUUAGAAACGCCCUGAUCCCUCGAGGGGAAUUGAUGCAAGAAAUAAAAGCGAAGUCCGGGGAUGAUGAAAGGGCAACUACCACAAAACCAAAUGACAUUAGUGAAGAUCUACGUGGAAAUACGUCAGAGCACCUUUUAUUGACCUCAUCAACAAAACUUGUGAAUAAAACAAAACCAACUUCUGCAAUCCCAUUAACUAUUAAAAUGCCUAAACCAACUGCUGCAACUAUAUUAAACAAAACUUCAAACUCCAUUGCAAGUGUUAUACCAUCCUCGGCGAUUCAGAUAAAUUCUCUCAGAAUUAUUUCUAAAAAUAAGAAUGACAGCAAUGAUGGCUCAAAAGACAAGACAUCAGUCAUAGAAAAGCCAGCUGUUUUCAAUGAAGCAGUUGCACCAAGGAAAGAAAAUUCCCCAUUUACCAUUGGUCAGCCUGUCAUUAGCCCUUCGAUUUUAGCUGAUCAUUCACAAGAUGAUGCAUCAUCUAUUCAUAAUACGCCCCUCCCGAUGAAAACAAUAAUUGCAACAAACUUUCAGAUACAACCACCUCAAUUCAGUGGGAAAACGACAGGUCUGACGGAUGCAAAAACAGUUUGGAAUGAAAUAUUUGGAGGCAUUUUUGGUCAGAGGCUAAGAAAACCUUUACCGGUUUCUUUUCCAACAUCUCAACCGAGUGUCAAGUUCAGUAAUGUAGCGAAACCAAUUGAACUGAGAAAAUUUCAAAGGGGAAACAAAAUAGUUGUGUCCCCACGAUAA